CUCGGUUCGUCCGAGGCCAGCCCAGCCCGCGCGGCAAAGUAGCAGCUACUACUACUUAGUUACUAGGACUUAGCUCCUCCUUUCUUAUCCCCAUCAUUACUACCACACACCUCCCCAGCCCCCUCCGCUCUCCCCUCCCUAAGACAGAGACUUGCGAUGUGACUUGCAGCUCACCGCGACCCAUCCCAGUCUAUGCGCCACUAUUAAGCCCCAAGUUCAGUGUGAUCGCGAUGUCCUUUCCUUACUCCCAGGAUGCUCGCCGCCGGCGGGUCGGAGCCGGCGCCGGCUUCAGCUCCACUGGUAAUAGGACCGUCCUGGGAUAUUGGGUGCCUCUCGCUGUUACCGUGGGCAUCGCAACUGUUAGCAUUGCAGCCUGGAUCUGGAGCGAACGCAGCGAGGACGAUGACGAUAAUAAUAACAAUAACAAUAACGACCGCGAUACUACUAUCCCCCCUCCGCACGAUGACCGCUUCCCCGCCCCCGAGGGAUACCCUCAUGGCGAAUAUGCGGACGAUUACGCCCGUUCAACCGCCACGGAUAUACCAGGGGAUGAUGCUAGCAUGAUGGCGCGCAUGCAGGGUGCGCUGCGCCGCACUCCUAGUCCUCAGCAGAUCUUCGAUGGCGCUAGCAAGAAGGUUGCUGCGGGAGUCGCUGCCGCGGGAGCUUUCGUGGGUGGUGCGCUGACCUCGAUUCGUGAGGAAGAUAGGGGCGACUUUGAGGAUCAUUCUCGCUGGUCGGAGGAGGUCGCUUCGAGAGCUCAGCGCGCGGAACAGUCUGCGCCGACUAUGACGGGGGCGUUGCCGGUUCGUGAUGUUGGGGUUGGUGGCCCAGUGUCUGCUACGAAGAAGAGGACUGUUGCGAUUGUGGUCUCGUCGGAGUCUGCGCAGGUGGAUCCGGAGGAUAUCGUUUCUCAGCAUGUGUCUAUCCUUUCUCAUCUCCCCGAACAUGUCAACCUAGAUACGGCUAGGGUCUUCAUCAUGAUCUAUGCCCCCGGUCUCAAGCACGCCCCGAAGCAGGGAAGCUCCUCUCAGCCGGACUUGUCUGUUGCCUCUUCUUAUUCCAACAUCGCCCCCGAAGAAGCUGUUGCGUCUGGUGAGCUUCCCGAGGGUGAGUCGCCCUCGGAAUCUCGCCAGGUCGAUGAAGAAGAGGGCUCUACACCACUGUUCAAGACGAUGUACACCCAGGCGCAGGCACUUGUGGAGAAGGAGAAUACCAUCAUGCCCUUCAGCACCGCGACAGGGUUUGUGCAUCUUCUUCGCCACCUUUCUCCUGAGGUAGUGUAUGUUCAAGAGUCCCUUACCGGGGAAGCAGGAGAGCAUGUAAAGCUCUUCUCUGGCUGGGUUCGGGAAACAGUCAUCGUCGUCGGAGGCGAAAUUGGUCACGGUGGUCUUGUCGACAGCGACGAUGAGUCUGCUCUUGCAGACAAGGGCGAGAAAUGGUGGCAGAAGGAGGGUGUGACAGGCAUUGGCAAGCGAAUUAAUGUGGUCGAUGUACACCGCAUUGGUGAUGAUUGGAGGCGAAGGGUGUCUGGGCACGACUAGAGCAGAGUCCAGCCGUCCGGCGCCAUUGGGGAUGUUGGUGUCUCAGCGUUGGCUAAACCUCUCGGUUGCCUUGCGUAUAGGUGUGCCUUAUGUUAUUUUGAUGAACCUUCUCUUUUCUUGUUAUUGAUUCCCCUGUCUUGAUGAGAUGAAGAGGAUUUACUCUUCAUGUUCUUUACCCCUGUGUGAAUAUUGAUUGCAUGAUGACCGCGAAGCAUGGUCUACUUAGCUUCUACGGAAGCGAUAUAUUGGAAUGAAAUGAGCCUUUGCACAUAGCGGUG
Molecule: messenger RNA, 1819 nt
Organism: Aspergillus eucalypticola CBS 122712
Lineage: Eukaryota; Fungi; Ascomycota; Eurotiomycetes; Eurotiales; Aspergillaceae
Exons: 2
Coding region: 231-1541 (436 amino acids)
Source: RefSeq, a predicted model, not a curated record